CAUCCACCAAAAUGGCUCACUCAACCAUCAUGUUCUUAACCACAUUCUUGCUGUUCUUUUCAAGUUUAGCAUUUGCUAAAACUCACUACCAUGAUUUCGUUGUUCAAGCCACAAAAGUGACACGACUAUGCAAGACCCGUAGUUCGAUUACGGUUAAUGGGCAGCUGCCCGGGCCGACCUUGGAAGUUAACAAUGGUGAUAGUUUAGUGAUAAAGGUCGUCAAUAAAGCUCAAUACAAUGUCACCAUCCAUUGGCAUGGUGUUAGACAGAUUAGGACAGCGUGGGCAGAUGGGCCUGAAUUUAUUACUCAGUGCCCGAUUAGACCGGGUGGAAGUUAUACGUAUAGAUUUAUGAUUUCGGGACAAGAGGGAACGUUAUGGUGGCAUGCACAUAGUUCAUGGCUUAGAGCUACUGUUUAUGGUGCUAUUGUUAUUCGCCCUAAAGAAGGAGAUUCUUAUCCAUUUGCUAAACCAAACCGUGAAUCGGUUAUUGUUCUUGGUGAAUGGUGGAAUGCGAAUCCGAUUGAUGUUAUAAGGCAAGCCACAAGAACCGGAGGAGCUCCGAAUGUUUCUGAUGCGUAUACCAUCAAUGGUCAACCCGGUGAUCUAUAUAGUUGCUCGAAAAAAGAUACUUUUAUAGUGCCAAUGGGAUCCGGAGAAACAAACCUCAUUCGCGUGAUUAAUGCAGCAUUAAAUCAACAACUCUUCUUCACCAUCGCCGGCCACAAACUCACCGUCGUCGGAGCUGAUGCUUCUUACGUAAAACCCUUCACUACUUCCGUCCUCAUGCUUGGACCCGGUCAAACCACCGACGUACUGAUAAAAGGAGACCAACCACCACGUCAAUACUACAUCGCCGCCCGUGCGUACGCUAGUGCACAAGGUGCACCAUUUGACAACACCACCACCACCGCCAUCUUAAAUUACAAAACUACCGCAACCUCCGCCGCUUCAAAUUCAAACCCAAUAAUGCCUAGUCUUCCACCAUUCAACGACACAAAAACCGCCACCGCCUUCACCACCAGUUUCAAAAGCCCGGGAAAAACCUUAGUUCCGACCACAAUCGAUGAGAAUCUGUUCAUCACCGCCGGACUUGGAAUCAAUCAGUGUCCGAAAAAUGCCAAUAGUAAUACAUGUCAAGCUCCAAAUGGGACACGAUUCACAGCGAGUAUGAAUAAUGUUUCGUUUGUGCUUCCGUCUAAUUACUCGCUGUUGCAAGCGCACCACCAUGCGAUUCCCGGAGUUUUCACUACGGAUUUUCCGGCGAAACCUCCGGUGAAGUUUGAUUAUACAGGGAAUGUGAGUAGGUCGCUUUGGCAACCGGUUCGUGGGACGAAGGUGUAUAAGUUGAAAUAUGGAGCGAGGGUUCAGGUGGUGUUACAGGGGACGAGUAUAUUUACAGCUGAGAAUCAUCCGAUUCAUCUCCAUGGAUAUGAUUUUUAUGUUGUUGCAGAAGGGUUUGGGAACUUUGAUCCGAAAUCUGAUACUGCUAAGUUUAAUCUUGUGGAUCCGCCUCUUAGGAAUACAGUAAGUUUACCGGUGAAAGGGUGGGCUGUGAUUAGAUUCGUUGCAGAUAAUCCAGGUACUUGGAUUAUGCAUUGUCAUUUGGAUGUUCAUAUUGGAUGGGGUUUGGCUAUGGUGUUUGUGGUUGAUAAUGGUGUUGGACAACUGGAGACGCUAGAACAACCACCGGAAGAUCUCCCUGUUUGUUGAUAUGAUCAUCUUUAAGCUCAAAAUCAUCAUGUAGCAUUAUAGUUAUGUAAAAUUAUAUGGUUUUCAAUGCUAUUUUGUCCCCAAAUUGCGGAUGUAUAAUUUUUCCUUUAUCCAAUUUGUUUCCCUGUUUCCAAUGUGUUGGUAGAUGAUAUACGGUGUAUUGGUGUAAUGUAGAAUCUGAAACUCAAAGCAAAUGAAAGAAUAG
Molecule: messenger RNA, 1917 nt
Organism: Lactuca saligna
Lineage: Eukaryota; Viridiplantae; Streptophyta; Magnoliopsida; Asterales; Asteraceae
Source: the annotation of a GenBank genome assembly